AUGGAAGCCUCUGACCCCCCCGCCACAGUCGCGCAUUGUGCAGAUCUUCAACAUCGUUAUCGUCCCGAUCCUGUGGUCGGAGUGCGGGAAGGGGGCUUCCAGCCUGCUGCUUCAGGCAUGUAUGAUUCAAUUUCUGAACUAUCGGUACCUGACCAUCCUUCAAGUUCUAGCAUUUCUGAUCGCCGCCAUGAUACGUGCAACAUCUGGAUCAACUAUCAGAAUGUGCGGGGACUGCGAACGAAAAUCGACGAGUUUUUUCUUCACGCUGAAGACAGCAUGUACGAUGUCAUCAUUCUCACCGAAACCGGCUUAGACGACCGCAUCCAUUCGCUCCAGCUUUUUGGGAACUCAUACAGUGUUUUUCGGUGCGACAGGAGCGCCAUGAAUAGUGAGAAACGUUCUUUCGGAGGUGUUUUGAUUGCUGUGGACAAACAAUUCCCAUGUACUCUUUUUGUACCCGCACACGGAAGGCAUUUAGAGCAGGUAUGCGUUCGAGCGACUAUUCGUUCUAAGAAAAUAUUACUGUGCGCCGUAUAUAUACCACCGGACAAAAGUAACGAUGCAUCUGUCAUCGAUGCACAUGUUGCUUCUGUUCGCGAAUUUUGUGACGAUAGUUGUCCUGAUAGCACGGUAGUUGUUUGCGGCGACUAUAACCAGCCUCGAAUCGCCUGGGACAUAUGCAACGGUGUGAUACAGCAUACUAAUCCUGCCCAGCUCUCUGCAAGUAAUGCAACAUUGAUUGAUGGGAUGGACUUUCUAGACCUAUAUCAGGCUAACUUGCAACGUAAUUAUCUUGGCAGAGGGUUGGAUCUUGUUUUCUGCAAUAGUGGUAGUAACGUUUUGGUUGAUAGUUGUGAAAUGCCGCUGAUUCAACCUGAUUCGCAUCAUCCUCCUCUAGUAAUUAAGCUGCCUGUUUCCAACUGUCCAGCUUCCACUCCAGUGUAUGUCUCACCGUCAAGACAGGAAUUGAAUUACCGCAAGAUCGAUUUCGUUGCCCUUUCCGCAUAUCUUUCGAGCAUUGAUUGGACUAGUUUGUUUGAGUCAGAAUCGGUUGACAUUAUGACUUUGCGCUUUUGCGAUGCUAUUCGCUCAUGGUUGACCGAAACAUUACCUUUCGUGAAGCCCCCCUUCGCACCUGCAUGGGGCACCAGCAUGCUACGGCACUUGAAACGACUUCGAAACACAUAUCAGCGUAAACACCGUAAAUGGCGAACUGUUCAAACAAAAUACCACUUCAAACGUGCCAGUGAAAAGUACCGACGGCUAAAUGCUAGUUUGUAUAAAUCGUAUGUUCUGAGCGUUCAGGCUAAUUUGCGAAGAAACCCGAAAAAGUUCUGGAGCCUCGUAAACUCGAAAAGGAAAAGCUCUGCAAUUCCGUAG
Molecule: messenger RNA, 1380 nt
Organism: Wyeomyia smithii (pitcher-plant mosquito)
Lineage: Eukaryota; Metazoa; Arthropoda; Insecta; Diptera; Culicidae
Exons: 1
Coding region: 1-1380 (459 amino acids)
Source: RefSeq, a predicted model, not a curated record